This is a messenger RNA of Rasamsonia emersonii CBS 393.64, 336 nucleotides long. RefSeq lists its product as uncharacterized. The annotation marks the transcript as partial. The record is from RefSeq and is a predicted model, not a curated record. The transcript has a single exon. Lineage: Eukaryota; Fungi; Ascomycota; Eurotiomycetes; Eurotiales; Trichocomaceae.
AACCUUGACCAUCUAUGCAGUCGGUCCCAAGGCUCCAAAGUCACCAAGAAAUUGCACCCUUAUGACUAUUAUCUCGGCAAUCAUUGCAAUAGCACAACAGCAAGGGCAGUGCCCAAUGGGAAGGAAGCAGUCAUACCCAGCGCAUUAACAACAGUGGCAGACACCAGGCCGAGCAAGCCCUAUUCCCAACCAAAUACAACGCCGCUCGCGGGGUCGUCGAAAACCACGAACCAUCACUUGGCUGACUCCCAUAGUCAUUUCAAUAAUCAUAUUGAUAUUCAUAGCCCUUUAUCUAUUCCGGGUAUACUGAAAUCGGCAAAGAGUGGCCUCUGGUGA